AUGCACGACACCACCCCCCAAUUCCAAGCGCUUUACGAGUCGAUGUUGACCUUUGUCAACACCUGCAUGUCUGGUCAUGAUCCAUCGCAUAACCCGGCACAUGUUCACCGAGUUGUGGCUCUAGCCAAUAUCAUUCUUGAUGCUGAGCGUGCACUCCACCCCAACACCGACUACGAUGGUGCGGUGGUCAAGCUCGCAGCCUUGCUCCACGACAUUGGGGAUCGGAAAUACCUGCAUACACUCACAGCAGAAGGUGAGAACGAAACGCUCGAGCCGACUACAAUGGUGCGGCAUGCUCUUGUCAAGCAUGGUGCCCCGGUGAAUCUUGCGUCAAAAGUACAGACGGUUGUGUCGCAUGUCUCGUAUUCAACCGAGACCAAGAAUCCAUCUGCUAUCCGGCAAUUGAUCGAUAACGAAAGGCUUAUCGAGUUGGCCAUUGUGCAGGAUGCAGAUCGUCUGGAUGCAAUUGGGGCGAUUGGUAUUGGCCGCACUUUUACUUUCCUAGGUGCCCAGGGGACGAAGUUUCUUGUGGAUGGAAAGUGGGAGAUGAAUAACUCCAUUGAGCAUUUUGGCGAGAAGUUGGAGCUUCUGGAAGGAAUGAUGAAGACGGAGACGGGAAGAAAGAUGGCCCAGGAGCGGACGGAGAGAUUGAGGAUCUUUCGUGGGUGGUGGGAGGAAGAGAUGGAGCUGAUUUCGGCCUCGCGUGUAUAA
Molecule: messenger RNA, 711 nt
Organism: Penicillium argentinense
Lineage: Eukaryota; Fungi; Ascomycota; Eurotiomycetes; Eurotiales; Aspergillaceae
Product: HD domain-containing protein
Exons: 1
Coding region: 1-711 (236 amino acids)
Source: RefSeq, a predicted model, not a curated record